Molecule: messenger RNA, 1575 nt
Organism: Carica papaya (papaya)
Lineage: Eukaryota; Viridiplantae; Streptophyta; Magnoliopsida; Brassicales; Caricaceae
Source: RefSeq, a predicted model, not a curated record
GAGUUUGAGGAAAGUGAUAAGGAAGAAGAUUCAGGCAAUGAUGUGGUUGUUGCACUAGAUGAUGGAGAAGUAAAUCAAGAUUCUACAUACUCUAGUGAUUUUGAUGAACAUACUACUCAUGCUCUUGACCAGCAUGGAAAUAGCUUCAAGGUUCAGAGUUCCAGUUUAGUUUUUCAUGCAAGAUGGCUAUAUGAACCUGAUGAAACAGACAGAAUAACUGCUUCCCACUUCAGAAAGAUUUUUCGCUGUUCUUGUGGAAAGCUGCAGAAAUCACUUGGAUUUAGUUAUGUUGAAAUCUCUAUAUGGGGAGAGUCUUUUAUGUUACAUCAGAUCCGCAAAAUGGUGGGGACUGCUGUAGCAAUAAAACGCAAGUUACUCCCGAGGGAUAUUUUGACAUUGUCACUAAUUAAGUUCUCACGGAUUGUCCUACCGCUUGCUCCAUCUGAAGUACUGAUGUUGAGGGGAAACAGUUUUCAAAUAAGAAAGCUACCUGGCACUGUAACAAGGCCCGAAAUACAGACCAUGGUAGAAUCAGAAGAAAUUCUGAGAGCAGUAGAUGAAUUCUACGCAUCAGUUAUGCUGCCUCAGGUUUCAAAAUUUUUGGAUCCUCUGGAAUCUCCUUGGAAGGAAUGGGUUGAGCAAUUGGAUGAGAAUACUGGAAUCCCAGAUGUGGAAUUGGAUGAGGUCCGGAAUGCUUGGAAGUCGUGGAAGGAUAUACGCCAUGAUAGAACCAGUGUUGCAUCUGUCAAAAAUCAAUAAUAAAGUAAUGAAGUGCACCUGAGGAUUAAAAUUCUUGUAUUUUUUAUUCACAAAAACCUCCUCAUCUGGCAAUUGGAAAAGCUCCUCAUUCGAUGGUUGCUUUUUUUCAUCUCUGUUUACUUCUCAACCUUGAAGGGUGCUGACGUCCCCUCGGUAAUUUGACGAAAUAAUAAGAGGGCCACUUUUUACUUGGAUCUUCUGCUCUUUAAUUGGUCAAUAGAGAACAAUGCCAAAACCAGGUUAUUUGAUUAUUUACAGUUAGUGGUGAUUCAGAUGAGAGGUCCAACUAAAUCCUUGAACAUUUGAUACACCACAUUCCAUGCAGAUUGAAGAGCUCUCAUGGGCAAGUGACCGCUGUGCUGCUUCAGCUUCACGAAUUCUGGUUUUGGCUUUGGUGGUUUAAUUAAUUGUUGUCAAAGUCAUGAUUCACUGAGGCAAAAAAUCAUCUGGAAUUCAAUAUGGUUGAAGAGGGCCUAAUCAGAAGUUACUUGCCAGGUAGAAUUCAUAAGAGUCAUAGAGCAGGAUCCAACUAAACUUUUGAAGGAGGGCGGGGGGGAGCAGGGGGGAAUUUUUCUUAUCACAUACAAGCAUUUUGUUUAUCUGAUGGGAACGUCUCUUGAUUUUAUGUUGUGUCAUGCAUCGAGCAUAAACAUUCUUUUGUUGUCUCAGAUUUGUAAUGAAACUUUCAACUGUCACCAAGUGUAUUUGCCUACUUGUUCCCGCAGAACAACGGGACAGCAGAUGCGCGUAACAUCUGUGACAAUUCAACCCAUAAUUAAGCCUACUGUAUUCUCAUGCGCCACAUUUCAGUUGCUA